Molecule: messenger RNA, 3289 nt
Organism: Echinops telfairi (small Madagascar hedgehog)
Lineage: Eukaryota; Metazoa; Chordata; Mammalia; Afrosoricida; Tenrecidae
Gene: LRIG1
Product: leucine rich repeats and immunoglobulin like domains 1
Exons: 20
Coding region: 1-3237 (1078 amino acids)
Molecular function (GO): protein binding
Source: RefSeq, a predicted model, not a curated record
AUGAGGGGCGUGGCAGGGCCCGGCUGCAAAGCAUCCAACGUGGGCCAGCCGGCGGUCGCGGGGCGAGGUCGGCGUCGCUGGAGCUUCGCGGAGGGGCCGCGCGGAGCCGGGACGGCGCGCGCUCUCCCUGCCCGGCGCACGGGGCUCGCGGAGCAAGGGGCUAGUCCCGCGGUCCAGCCCCAGCUCGGUCCGCCGAGCCGAGAGCGGCUGCCCACGGGCUCCGGGCUAGCGCUGCGACUCCGAGCGCCUGGCCGGCGGCGGCACUUGGCGAGCGCGGCAGCUCGGGGACCGGCUCGGAGCCUGCGAGGGGACGGCGAGACCGCUCUCGCACCCCGCGUCGGAGGCUUAGCCAGCUUGGGCGGCGGGCUGACGGCGCUUCCCCGAGACCUGCCCGCCUGGACGCUGAGCCUAAACCUGAGUUACAACAAACUUUCUGAGAUCGACCCUGCUGAUUUUGUGGACUUGCCAAAUCUCCGGGAAGUGUACCUCAGUAACAAUGAGCUGACAGCCAUCCCAUCCCUGGGCGCUGCCUCGUCUCACAUCGUCUCUCUGUUUCUGCAGCACAAUAAGGUUCGCAGUGUGGAGAGGAGGCGGCUGGAGGAGUACCUUGCCUUGGAAGUGUUGGACCUGAGCGCCAACAACAUCACGGAGGUCCGGAGCGGCUGCUUCCCCCAUGGACUGCGCAUCAAGGAGCUCAACCUGGCCAGCAACCGGAUCGGCACCCUGGAGCUGGGAGCAUUUGAUGGUCUGUCACGGUCGCUGCUGACGCUGCGCCUGAGCAAAAACAGGAUCGCUCAGCUUCCUAUGAAAGCCUUCAAGCUGCCCAGGCUGACACAGCUGGACCUGACUCGGAACCGGAUCCGGCUGAUCGAGGGCCUGACCUUCCAGGGACUCGACAGCCUGGAGGUGCUGAAGCUGCAGCGCAAUGCCAUCAGCAAGCUGACAGACGGCGCCUUCUGGGGGCUGUCCAACAUGCACGCGCUGCACCUGGAGUACAACAGCUUGACAGAAGUGAACAGCGGCUCCCUCUACGGCCUCACGGCCCUGCACCAGCUCCACCUCAGCAACAACUCCAUCUCCCACAUUAACCGAGACGGCUGGAGCUUCUGUGAGAAGUUGCAUGAACUGGUUCUGUCCUUCAACAACCUCAGCCGGCUGGACGAGGAGAGCCUGGCCGGCCUGAGCAGCCUGAACACCCUGCGGCUGAGCCACAAUUCCAUCAGCCACAUCGCGGAGGGCGCCUUCAAGGGACUCAAAAGCCUGCGUGUCCUGGACCUGGACCACAACGAAAUCUCGGGCACCAUCGAGGACACCAGCGGCGCCUUUAUGGGGCUGGACAACCUGAGCCAGCUGACUCUGUUUGGAAACAAGAUCAAGUCCGUGGCUAAGAGGGCCUUCUCGGGGCUGGACAGCCUUGAGCACCUGAACCUCGGCGAGAAUGCGAUCCGAUCUGUGCAGUCCGACGCCUUUGUGAAGAUGAAGAAUCUCAAAGAGCUCCACAUAAGCAGUGACAGCUUCCUGUGUGACUGCCAGCUGAAAUGGCUGCCCACCUGGUUGAUGGGGAGGACGCUGCAAGCCUUUGUGACAGCCACCUGCGCCCACCCGCUGUCACUAAAGGGCCAGAGCAUCUUCUCUGUGCCCUUGGAGAGUUUUGUGUGUGAUGACCUUCCCAAGCCCCAGAUCAUCACGCAGCCCGGGACAACCGUGGCUGUGCUGGGCAAGGACAUCCGCUUCACCUGCUCGGCAGCCAGCAGCAGCAGCUCCCCAAUGACCUUUGCCUGGAAGAAGGACAGUGAGGUCCUGGCGAACGCCGACAUGGAGAACUUCGCCCACGUCCGCCCACAGGACGGGGAGGUGAUGGAGUAUACCACCAUACUGCACCUCCGCCAUGUCACUCUGGGGCACGAGGGCCGCUACCAGUGCAUCAUCACCAACCACUUCGGGUCCACCUACUCGCAGAAGGCCAGGCUCACAGUGAAUGUGCUGCCAUCCUUCACCAAAAUGCCCCAGGACAUUGCCAUCCGAACUGGCACCAUGGCCCGCCUCGAGUGUGCUGCCCAGGGCCACCCCAGCCCUCAGAUCGCCUGGCAAAAGGACGGAGGCACAGACUUCCCUGCAGCCCGGGAGCGCCGCAUGCACGUGAUGCCCGACGACGACGUGUUUUUCAUCACUGAUGUCAAAGUGGAUGACAUGGGGGUCUACAGCUGUACUGCUCAGAACUCCGCCGGCUCUGUUUCUGCCAACGCCACCCUGACUGUCUUAGAAACCCCGUCGCUGGUGGUGCCCUUGGAAGACCGUGUGGUGUCUUUCGGAGAAACAGUGGCACUUCAAUGUAAAGCCACCGGGAGCCCACCACCCCGCAUCACCUGGCUCAAGGGGGACCAGCCCCUCGACCUCAGUGAGCGGCACCACUUCACCCCUGGCCGCCAGCUGCUUGUUGUUCAGAACGUGGUGGCCGAUGACGCUGGCCGAUACACCUGUGAGAUAUCCAAUGCCCUGGGCACGGAGCGGGCUCACAGCCAGCUGAGCGUCCUGCCCGCCGUGGGUUGCAGGAAGGAUGGGACCAGCAUGGGCAUCUUCACCAUCGCUGUGGUGUGCAGCAUCGUGCUGACCUCUCUGGUCUGGGUGUGCAUCAUCUACCACACCAGGAAAAAGAGCGAGGAGUACAGCGUCACCAACACAGAUGAAACCAUUGUGCCACCUGAUGUUCCAAGCUACCUCUCUUCUCAGGGGACCCUUUCUGACCGGCAGGACACUGUGGUCAGGACUGAGGGUGGCCUUCAGGUCAACGGACACAUUGAGAGCAAUGGUGUUUGCCCGAGAGAUGUGCUCCUCUUUCCGGCGGUGGACGCUCACGUCGUUGCAUGCAGACAGCCCAAGCUCUGCAUGGGCUUCAACAAAGAGCCCUGGAAAACGACAGAGAAUGCCCAUAGGACCCCUGGCCCACAUCAAACAGAGCACAGUGGCCCACUAGGACACAGUGACAGCGGCACUGAAGCAGAUGGUCAUGCCCAGGAACACGUGUCCAGAGACGGUGCCCAGCCUAGAACCCCGAGCGGCCAGGAGCCUGCGGGGCACAACCAAGAACAUUGUCCACAAACCCUGAGCAGCGAGACUAUGGAUGCAUCCUGUGUCGAUGCUCCCGGUUCCCUCUACCCCAGCAAUCACGACAGAAUGCUGUCGUCCUUGAAGAAAAAGCCAGCAGCACCUCUGGAUGGGAAAGGUAGCUGUUUUUAGUGACUGCAGCGGCGGCCACAGCAGACGGAUUGGAAUGCACUGUGCCGGGGUG